Molecule: messenger RNA, 4788 nt
Organism: Etheostoma cragini (Arkansas darter)
Lineage: Eukaryota; Metazoa; Chordata; Actinopteri; Perciformes; Percidae
Gene: bcan
Product: brevican
Exons: 15
Coding region: 258-4100 (1280 amino acids)
Biological process (GO): cell adhesion
Molecular function (GO): hyaluronic acid binding
Source: RefSeq, a predicted model, not a curated record
UCUCCGUCCCGGUCUCCCUGUCUCCGUCCCAGUUUGAUCCAGUCUCUCCGUCUCCGUCGCCGUCCCGGUCUCUCCGUCUCCGUCCCAGUUUGAUCCAGUCUCUCCGUCUCCGUCCCGGUCUCUCCGUCUCCGUCCCGGUCUCCCUGUCUCCGAGAGGCUGCUGAAGGACUUUGAGUCGCUCACUCAUCCCACCUGCACCUGCGUCCCCCGAGGACACCAACACCUGAUCCCGGUCCUCCCUGACAGCUGAUCUGACGAUGGAAAUGAAACUGGACGUGUCUCUACCUGUGCUGCUGUGUGCCAUCUGUCUCCUUGUCCGGCCGUCGUCCUCUACUCACCACCAGGAGUCAGCUUGCUUCUCCUCAGAUGACUCAAAGCUUCUCCAGGUGACAAUCCCCGCCGACCCGCCUGUGGCCGCGGUGCUGGGCGGCUCUCUGACGUUACCCUGCCUGGUGUCUCUGGCGCACCCGCCGCCGUCGCCCUCCACCAACGGCCGCCACGCCGUGCUGUCCCUCCCGCGGGUCAAGUGGAGCGUGCUGACUCACGGACGAGAGGCGGAGAUCCUGGUGGCCCGCGGCGACAGGGUGAGAGUCAGCGAGGCGUACAAGGACCGGGCCUCGCUGCUCCACUACUCUGCGUCCCCCGCCGACCUCACGCUGCGGCUGGACAGCCUGAGGCAGAACGACACCGGCUUCUACCGCUGCGAGGUGCAGCAGGGCCUGGAGGACGCCGACGACGUGGUUCACGUCAAAGUCAAAGGGGUUGUGUUUCAUUAUCGUGCUGCAUCCAGCCGCUACGCCUUUACCUUUGAGCAAGCCAGAGAUGCCUGUGAGGAGAUCGGGGCUCAGAUGGCCAGUCCGGAGCAGCUCCUGGCCGCCUACCACAGCGGCUACGAGCAGUGUGACGCCGGCUGGCUCUCAGACCACUCGGUGAGAUACCCCAUCCAGAUGCCAAGAGAGGGCUGUUUUGGGGACAUGGAUGCAUUGCCGGGAGUGAGGAACUAUGGACUGUUAGAGCCUGACGAGCUGUAUGACGUCUACUGCUACGUGGAGAAUGUUGAUGGUGAGGUGUUUCAUGGCUCCGCCCCCCAGCACUUUACCUUCUCGGAGGCCAAGGCCUACUGUCUGAGUCACGGGGCUGAACUGGUUACCACCGCUCAGCUGUACGCAGCCUGGAACGACGGACUGAACCUCUGCAGUCCGGGCUGGCUGGCAGAUGGGAGCGUGCGCUACCCCAUCGUCACCCCCAGGGAGCGCUGUGGAGGCGGCGAACCCGGGGUCAGAACUGUCUAUCGCUACAGCAACCAGACGGGCUUCCCCGAGGUUCACACUCGACACGAUGUCUACUGCCUCAAACGCAAUGACGCCGCUUACACAGAAUCUCAUCAGGAUUUCCUCGCCACUGAACCAGAGAACAUUGGCCAGGACGUUGUUUUCUUAACGAAUCCCGUAGAGGAGGACUUCGACUGGGGCGAGGCGACGGCAAAGAUGGGCGAAGAGGUCCAGCGUGCCCACACGGCCAACCCUGUACAGCAGAGUCACGUGGAGGCCCAGGCCGUCACGUUGACUUAUGACAAGCAACCAUUCACGAUAGACCUUCACGAGUCUCUCACUCCUCCAUCUGAGCAUCAAGAGCCCUUGUCCACAGAGAAAGGUACCUGGGACGUCCUUGAAAAGGCCAGCCACACACAGAACUAUCAGCCAGCAUUGGAAGACAACCAAGAUGAAGAUCAUGACACAACUUCUGCAACAACUUCUCCAAAGGCAGGUGGUGUCGUGGCAGUUGACGAAGACUCCACUUUACCCACAAAUGAUCCAACACUUCCAGCGAGCGCGGAGCCCUCAGAGCAUCAUGUCUCUGUGACUGAAAGCCUGGGUACGACAGCUGUUUAUGCAACAUCGGGAGCUGAUGCAACCGAGCUCCUUAGCAGCAGUUCGGAGGUUCCUCAGGAGGGCGACCUUCCUGUUCUACAAGAGGAACACACAACAGAGGCUCACCUGGAUCUCACUUUUGAAGCCCCGCACGUCUACUCAAGCACAUCUUACGAGGUUUCUGGACAGCCAGAAAAGGACAGCGCUAGUUCUGCCGUGGAGAUAGCAACGGUGACUUCUUUAACGCAAACCGAGGAAACCGCUUACUCAACCGCCCCGCUGCUGCCGGCUUUUGAUCACAGUACGCUUGAGAACUAUCAUGAAGAAGGGGAGUCUGGGGAGGGGAGUGUAAACCCUCUUCUAGAUGAGGCGACACAAACCUCAGUGACUCAAAGUUUGGCGGACUCCUCUGCCCCCUCUGAACUGGUCCCUACGUCUGAUUCAGGUUAUGAUCACACUGCAGAGCCCUUGAGUGUAACCGCGGCGCCGUCCACCCCGGUCCAGCAUGAUGAUGAUGAGGACUACAGUAGCUCUUCACAGGAGACCGUUUCACAUGAUCCAACCGACCACAGUGGACGUGUUAACCCUGCAAUAACCCUGACAGCAGAGGUCUUCACAGUUACAGAAGACUCCAGUGUAAACACCCCGGUCCUGAACAGUGAUCCCAUCACCUUGUUGUCUGUAACCCUGCCUCUUCCUUCUGUGGAGGUUGAAGCCAGCUCCCCAGAGAUUAUAACCUUCACACCCGAAAGCAACACUCCAUCUGGGGCCGGACCUCUGGACGUCAUCCAGGACCAACUACAGGAGGUAUUGGGAGGAAGCCCGGAGGUUUUCUUUAACAAAACCCAACAUAGCAUAGACAGCGAUCUGGAGGGGAGGGAACAAGACUCCAGAGAUGGGUUGGGGGAAUCUUCAGGAGGAAGCGGCGAGCUGACAAAUCCGACUCUGUCAACGGACCACAUGUCUGAGAGAACGGGCGGCUGGGAUGCCACUGAUGCACCUCCUCCAGCAGAUGUCAAACUCACGCCGAUCCCUCAUGUGACCCUCACACGGGGCUGGGAACAGGAGGCUUCUUCUUCUUCUUCUUCUUCGUCCUCCACAGCGCAGGAGUCUCGCUCAGAUCUGGAGUACAGCGCCGAGCCUCCUGGGUCCGACGGAUCUGAAGACGUCUCCAAGGAGCCAGAAGUCGUCACUGAGAUCCCCACAAGCGGCAUCACUGAACAUGGAUCAUUGGACCGAGGUGCGGGGAAGACCAGCUCGGAGGAUCCUUCAGUUAAAGUGUGCACAUGGCACCCGGAUGAUGGGGAGGAACCACUCGGUCCGACGCGCAGCAGCGACAGCAGUGAUGGGCCAAUCACGGCUCCCACAGCGCUACCGGAGCACUCUGCCAUGGCUGCCAGAGUCUCUGCUGCAGGACCAGGAGGCAUUUCAGCUGCAGACUCCUGCCUGGAGAACCCGUGUUUGAACGGAGGCACCUGUGUCGACGGGGAACCACCGAGCUGCUUGUGCUUGCACGGUUACGGAGGAGACUUGUGCCAGAAAGACCUGGAGGUGUGUGAGCCCGGCUGGGAGAAGUUUCACAGCUUCUGUUAUCAUCACUUCUCCAAGCGGCAGAGCUGGGAGGCGGCGGAGCAGCACUGCCGCAUGUGUGGCGGACAUCUUCUGUCUGUCAUGACCCCCGAGGAGCAGGACUACAUCAAUGACAGAUACAGAGAGUAUCAGUGGAUUGGACUGAAUGACCGAACCAUCGAGGGAGACUUCCGCUGGUCGGACGGAAAUCCUCUGCUCUACGAGAACUGGUUCAGAGGGCAGCCGGACAGCUACUUCCUGUCAGGCGAGGACUGUGCGGUGAUGGUGUGGCACGACGGCGGCCGCUGGAGCGACGUGCCGUGCAACUACCACCUCUCCUAUACCUGCAAGAAGGGCGUCUCAUCGUGUGGGGAGCCCCCCAAAGCUCCCAACGCUAAGGUGUUUGGGAAGAAGCGGUUGCGUUACGAGACCAACACCAGGGUGCGGUACUACUGCGAGGACGGCUUUGUGCAGAAACUGAACCCUGUGAUCAAGUGCCUGCCCAGCGGCCGAUGGGAAGAGCCUCUGAUCACCUGCAUCCCAACCCAUUUAAAGGAAGAAGACUCAGUGACGUCCCUUCCUCUCCAGCAUGAGGAGGUCCUGAGCACGGCUGCAGAGGAAGCAGCGCCGCUCUUCUGGGACAUUAAGUGGAACGUCUGAAGCCACUCUGCCUUUCUUUUUCUUUAAAAAAAAAUCUAUAUUUAUCUCCACUUUUCCCCAUUUUCUUGUGUCUCAAAAGACUUUCCAGACCAGUUUCUGCAUUACAGUAAGUUAAACUGUAGAAAUCUAAUCUUUCAUAUUAAAAUCAACUCAAGGUCACAGUUCCUACAGUCAUAGAGAAAUCUGGAAAACGUGCUUUAAUCCAAAUACUUGUUUUUCAGUAAAGCGAUGCAUGUUGUAAAGGUUAUGGCAGCUUAAAGUGGAUUUGGACAAAACCUACUGUAAAAACAUGAAAGCCUCUUAAUUUAGAGAUUCCUAAAAAAAAAUGCCACCCAAAACAACUUUCAUAUGAAGCAGUUAAAUCAAGAGAUAACCCCAAGCACUCAACAGUGGGGUUUUAUCUGUCUUCCUUUAAUUUCUAUUCUUUUUAAUUUUUACAUAUCCGGACACUUUGUAAGACACUCUCUUAUCUUAUGUCUUUCACACAGAAGGACACCUUUAUGCAGUAGGACAUGUUUCAUGUGAGACGGUCAUAUAAACGACCAACAAAAUGCAUAUGAACCCUGAAGUUGUCUUUAUAGAAACUCAUUUAAUAACAUCACAGUAUGUUAAUAUUUCAGAGACACUUCUUAUUAAUCCCAUUAAUGUAUCAGUAUGUAAGACCCUAAAUAAACCAAAUUAAAUAACA